UUCCAUCUUACUACUUUCAGACUCACAGGCUCUUCUGCUUUAUUCACCCCCUAAUAUACAAGGAAGAGUCUCUAAAGUGAAUCUUUAUCAGAAGGAAAAAGAUCUGGAAGAAAUUUGACUUUUGUACUACGUUCAAGGUAUAGUUCAACACAUAUUGUGAUACUUGCAUAGUGGCGAAAUUUAAAACAGUUUUUACUCAAUAGAUAUAUUUGAAACUUCAGCAUUGAAAUAUAUAUUGUAAAUCAAGAGAGUUUAAACUGUAUUGAUUAAAAGUGAGUCAAACUAAUUUAUUGUGAAACUGAAGUUGCAGUAUUAAUUGGACAAAACUUUGAGUAUUUAAGCUUGAAAGUUGCCAAAUGGCUGCUUCUUGCCAAGUACUCCUCUGUUUAGAUGACAAGUGAAGCAGUUCAGAUAGCCUCAAUGCAGACACCUGAAAAAGAUUCCAUGUGUCCAGGCAACGAUACUGGAGACUGCUGCCAGAAAAAAAGGAAAUACCAAAAUAAAGCAGAUGUUGUGUCCUGUACUGUUAUCUCAAGGUUUUGCAAGUCAUUCUGUUAUGUGCUUCUUGGCAGCAGGAAUGUAAACUAAUUCUUUCAGCACUGAACUAGAACCUUGACAAGGUUGCAAUUACAGCACUGACUUAUUAAAAAUGACUGGCCCGUUGAGUGAAUCCUUCUGAAGAAGAGACAUUUUACAGUACACUUUUAUGACCUAAGCCCAAAAGAUUGAUGUUGGACCCUUCUCAUUAUAUGAAAAGAUACAUUAUUGCCUUUGGGACUGUUGGCCAUCAAGAACAUAAGGACAUACUUAACUCAAAGGAAUCUCAUACCAGGUCUGAAGUGUUGGAGGACUUCUGUCAUUUUGGCAGCAUUUCAGUUGUGUAUUACAUUUUACUGAUUCAAUAUUGCAUAAACAUGGGUGCAUUUUUGGAUAAACCAAAAACUGAAAAACAUAAUGCUCAUGGUGCAGGGAAUGGCUUGCGUUACGGCCUCAGCAGUAUGCAGGGAUGGAGAGUGGAAAUGGAAGAUGCUCACACAGCUGUUGUAGGUAUUCCCCAUGGCUUAGAGGACUGGUCCUUUUUCGCUGUCUAUGAUGGUCAUGCGGGAUCUCGUGUUGCAAAUUAUUGCUCCACGCACUUAUUAGAACACAUCACUAACAAUGAAGACUUUAGGGCGACAGAAAAACCUGGAUCUGCUCUUGAACCUUCAGUGGAAAACGUCAAGAGUGGAAUCAGAACUGGCUUUUUGAAAAUUGAUGAGUAUAUGCGCAAUUUCUCAGACCUCAGAAAUGGGAUGGACAGAAGUGGCUCAACAGCAGUGGGAGUUAUGAUUUCACCUGAGCAUGUAUACUUUAUCAAUUGUGGUGAUUCACGUGCUGUUCUCUAUAGGAAUGGACAAGUCUGUUUUUCAACACAGGAUCACAAACCUUGCAACCCAAGGGAGAAAGAGAGAAUCCAGAAUGCAGGAGGCAGUGUAAUGAUUCAGCGUGUCAAUGGUUCAUUGGCAGUUUCUCGAGCUCUGGGGGACUAUGACUACAAAUGUGUUGAUGGUAAAGGCCCUACAGAACAACUUGUUUCUCCAGAGCCUGAGGUUUGUGAAAUUUUAAGGGCAGAAGAAGAUGAGUUUAUCAUCUUGGCUUGUGAUGGAAUCUGGGAUGUAAUGAGCAAUGAAGAGCUCUGUGAAUUUGUUAAGUCUAGACUUGAAGUAUCAGAUGACCUGGAAAAAGUGUGCAAUUGGGUAGUGGACACUUGUUUACAUAAGGGGAGUCGUGAUAACAUGAGUAUCGUACUAGUUUGUUUUUCAAAUGCUCCUAAGGUCUCAGAUGAGGCGGUGAAAAAAGAUGCCGAGUUGGAUAAGUACUUGGAAUCACGGGUUGAAGAAAUUAUGGAAAAAUCGGGUGAAGAAGGAAUGCCUGAUCUUGCUCAUGUUAUUCGUAUUUUAACUGCGGAGAAUAUCCCUAAUUUACCACCAGGAGGUGGUUUAGCUGGCAAGCGUAAUAUUAUUGAAGCUGUGUAUAGUAGGCUGAAUCCACACAGAGAGAACGAAGGGGGUGCUGGAGAUCUAGAAGAUCCGUGGUAGCCUUACAAAUCUACUAAAAUGCUUUUGAUUCUGAAAGGGGGAAAAAACCUUUUAAAUCUGUUUUCUUCAAUACAAGGGAAAAAUUCUGGUGGAUUUCCAACAUUUUGUGAAAUGGGCAGAAAGAUAUUAGAAUUUUCCAUCAUUUGUUCAUUUUUGUGUUUUCUGAUAUUGCCACUCUUAGCAUUGCCUGUACUACAGUAUUUCUACCAGCCUCGGGCAUACUGAUUACAUCUGUAAUGAACUUUGGCCCUAAGAAGGAAGGAAGGAAGGAAGGAAGGAAGGAAGGAAUGAUUCCCUCAGCAGAUCAGUAUAUGUACCUGAGGUGCACGGGAUUGUAGGUGUACUUUGAAGAUACACUAUGGCUAAAUGAAAUGUGCAACACACAAGCGUGAGAGAGUACAAGUAAUUGUUUGAGACGUUACUUAUCUCACUUUACCGAGUUGGAAGGCUUUGCAGCUCUGUGGCUUGGAAGUAAUUUCAAUUGGGCAAUACGCUAUCAGAUGUGUAUUUUUUUUUUUAAUUUUCCAGUUUUACCUGUAUUACCAGACCGUUAGGUUUCCCUGCGGUGUCCAAAUUGUGAUAUGUUGCCUACUGCUUGCUUGAAGAUAAGUGUAUUUGGCAAUAAUAUAUGAAGAUUCUAGGCAUCUAAAAACAGUAAGAAUUUUACGCAUGUGUACAACACACCCUUAAACUCUUGCUAGAGAAAAUCUUUUAAAACCAAACUGAUGAAUUUAUAGUUAGUAGUGACUUGCUUUGACAUCUCUCACAGCUGCAGGUUUUUUUAAAAAAUGCUGAAAAUUUGCCUUUAUUAUAAUGUAAAUUGUGAUUAUUUUUUUGUUCUAUAUGUGGUUUUCUAUAGUUUUUGAUUUUUUUCAGCUUAAGAUACAGACAGAAGUCUUGUGUAAUAUGGGUAUAAUUUUUAAUUGUUUGCAUUAUUUUCAAAGUUCAAAUUAUCACUUUGAGAUUACUAUAAAUACACUUAAAAUUAUCUAUUUUAAAUUAAGAAAAUAUUAGAGAUAUUUUCAUGGGUUCGAUGACCUUUCAUUUUAUAAGCAAUGGGCAUGGUACAGAGUGGCUGUCAUGUAAGGGACUUGAAGAUUCUUAGUUUAAUUCUAUUUUUGCAAUAACCUUGACUUUUUUUCUGACUUCUUUGAGUUGUGCAUGUAAUGAGUCCAGUAAAUGCUGAAAAUGGGGAAGAGUAAAGUAUUUAUCUAAAAUAAAAGCUAUUGGGGAGGGGAAACAAUGAAUGUAUCCAUCUGUACAUGACUUACAUGCUGUGGAUGCCUUGUAAACAUUUUCCUAUUUGUUUAAACUGUGUUUCAGCGAGGAUGUAAUUGCCCUUGUGUGUAGUUUUAAGCUAAUGACAGUCAUCAACUGGUUUUGUGUGAAAUGGAACUCAUGGUAGUUUUCUGUAACUUUAUCCCCAUGGUGAGUCUGUAAAAACCACACGCUCUUUCAUACUGGUGCCGAAGGCCAGCUUUCCCAAUCAUUUUGAUUCACUGUGUAUCUGAUUUUUUUUUUUUGGUCUAGAGAGGAUUAUUGCCACAGUAUAUUUUAUUUAUUCAUUAGAUUUUAGCCUUGUAAGUUAAAGUGUUCUAAAUGAUGAUGUUAACAGGUAUUUGUCCCUUUACUGGUUUUUUUGGGGUUGUUAAAAGAUAGGGAAUGAAGAAUGCAAAAUGGUUUAUUGUUCAGACUGUCCGCUCUGGUCCAACCCUGUACUGAUAGUACCUUCCCAGUAUGAUAUUGUGAUGUUUCAUACAAUACAGUGAACAUAACCAACUUGUUAUCUUCAAUAAAGGAUUGCUAAAACAGUG
Molecule: messenger RNA, 3892 nt
Organism: Aptenodytes forsteri (emperor penguin)
Lineage: Eukaryota; Metazoa; Chordata; Aves; Sphenisciformes; Spheniscidae
Gene: PPM1B
Product: protein phosphatase, Mg2+/Mn2+ dependent 1B
Exons: 10
Coding region: 729-2078 (449 amino acids)
Biological process (GO): protein dephosphorylation; positive regulation of canonical Wnt signaling pathway; negative regulation of canonical NF-kappaB signal transduction
Cellular component (GO): nucleus; cytosol
Molecular function (GO): protein serine/threonine phosphatase activity; manganese ion binding; magnesium ion binding
Source: RefSeq, a predicted model, not a curated record